AUCCAAGUGGGUGAUUUGUUACCUGAGUGCGCUUAGCUUCCCUUUCAAUCCGGGGUUUUUGCCUCCUGCCGACCCGACCAAAUUUGCACCUUGUUCAACUCUCAUUCCGACCUUCCCUUUCCAUCCGACUCACUAUUCACCUCAUAUCCGUCUUCCCUCCCCGUUUUUCUUUUCUCAAGUUGUAUAUAUAAUCUCUCCGUAAAUAUGUCCUCCGGUCGACAAGUACUGAAAACCUCACUCCCAUCCGCGCACGCAGCUUCCGCUUCGUUAACUCGCUCAAACCCUGCUACCGCUCGUCAAUCGCCACCCAAAGCCGGCAUGUCACGACAGGAGCAAGGAGCAUUAACAUCCAGACCCGGUACUGAUCCCCGUCAUAUGGCGAUUGCGCUGCACCAUGCGCGCCAGAUCCAAGCCCAGAAGGAUGCGGAGGCUCUCAUUCUCGAUCGCAUUCUCGACCUCGUCCAGUUCCCCACCUCACCGUCCGCCGAUCCCAGCUCCCCGUCCCCCGAAGAUGCUCGGGCCUUCAAGUCUGCAUUGACACCCUUCCAACCCGCCGAUUACGACAAUCUGAUUCUGGAACGAAACAUCGAAGGACUGUGCGGGUAUACUCUUUGUCCCCACGAACAUCGCAAGGAGGACUCUCGCGGCGCCUUUCGCAUCACGUGGGGCGCGAAGGGCAGCGGGCCCGGCGGGCGCGGGCGCGAGAUGAACAUCGUCCCGAAAGAAAAGUUGGAGAUGUGGUGCUCCGAUGCGUGUGCGGAACGGGCGAUGUUUAUCCGAGUGCAGCUCGCCGAGCAACCGGUGUGGGAACGACGAGCGGACGAUGCCCACGGCGCCCAUAUCCUACUCCUCGAAGAGGAACGGGCCAGAACACAGCAGCAAGGAAAAGGCAAGAUGCGGAGCGCGGCCAGCGUCAACGAGGUCACCGGUCAGCUAGUGGACUUGCAUGUGCACGAGGGACCAAGCUCCAGCGACGUGUUCGAUCACAUGGCCAAGCUGUCGGUUCGUGAUGACGCACGUUCGCAAGAGCUUGCCCUUGAGCGUGGCGAUGCUCACCCGGCACUGUACACGGGUCGCGUGGAUGUUAACGUGCAGGAGAACAGUCGCGCUGCUGGACCUGUGACGGCACCGCAGAUGCGCCCCGGAGACGAGAAAGGGGGCUCAAUCGAAGGGUAUGUGCCUCGUGAUCAUUGAGCUUGCCGAGGGCAAAAAUGGCAGUAAUGAUUGAAUGGAGCCAUUGGCAUUACAAGGGGCGUUGUAUUCCAGGAUGAUACCCAGAUAAGAUAGCAAUCUACAAAAUCUAAGACGAUAUAGCAUCUCUGAAGAUCGGCAAAAGCAUCGAUCAUAGAGUCACAAGACAUGGCUGUCGGAUUGGCGAUGACAUAUGGAAUUCCUACGCAGCAACCAGCCGUGAGACCAGCUGCUGAACGGGAAGUGAAUUGGCAAUCAAGCGUCAUCUCCGUCAGGAGAAUCGGCGACACCUUGUUUGACGAAAGUCAUGUUCAUUCCUCACGAGUCUGUUUCUAGACUACAAUGGUAGCUGGAAGCCUGCCAGAACAAGCAUGAAAACGCCAUGGACCGACCCAAGACAAUCGUGAAACUUUUUCAUUUUCCGCUCGCGGGCGCACAGAUU
Molecule: messenger RNA, 1633 nt
Organism: Aspergillus uvarum CBS 121591
Lineage: Eukaryota; Fungi; Ascomycota; Eurotiomycetes; Eurotiales; Aspergillaceae
Product: Rtr1/RPAP2 family protein phosphatase
Exons: 1
Coding region: 205-1194 (329 amino acids)
Cellular component (GO): nucleus; cytoplasm
Molecular function (GO): RNA polymerase core enzyme binding; RNA polymerase II CTD heptapeptide repeat phosphatase activity
Source: RefSeq, a predicted model, not a curated record